Messenger RNA from Echinops telfairi (small Madagascar hedgehog), 3196 nucleotides. It is a transcript of the gene MTIF2, whose product is annotated as mitochondrial translational initiation factor 2. Gene Ontology annotation, biological process: translational initiation. Gene Ontology annotation, molecular function: GTP binding; GTPase activity; translation initiation factor activity. NCBI's taxonomy places the organism in Eukaryota, Metazoa, Chordata, Mammalia, Afrosoricida, Tenrecidae. Bases 703 to 2886 code for a protein of 727 amino acids. The record is from RefSeq and is a predicted model, not a curated record. The transcript has 15 exons.
GCGUUCCCGAAAGCAGCUCGCUCUCCCACAGCGUGCGGGGCCGGCGCCGGUCCCCCGUCUGUCCUGCCAAGCCCAGGCCUGCGCCCUCGGUGCCGCCCAUCUGUCUUUUCCCCCUCCCCACAGUGACCCUUUGCUCGCAGAGGAAUUCCGAGACUUCCCACUCUCACCUUCAGACAUUUCCACGAACGGAAGGAACUCCGUCUCCUCCUCCCCUCCCCCGCGAUUCUUUGACAAAAGCGUCCUAGCAGCGGACUGCCCUUCCUAGCCCUUCUUUUGACCUCUCAGAACUGCACUUGUUCUUUCUCCAAGACGAGGCGCUAGGAAUAAAUAAAAGCUGUUCAUUUCCAGUUCGGGCUUGUGGGUUAUCGCCCUCCAUGAGUUUUUCUCAUUUCUGCGCCAGUUACCCAUUUGUACUUUGGUGAAUCAGCUUGUGGGGUCCUUCCACCCAUUCCACGUAGCUAUAGCCUGUUAAGCCUGGUUUCAGAUGCAUUUUUAAAGGGAUUUCUGAAGAAUCCGUGUCCUGAGCCCUGUUCCUCAUGCAGCCUCGGUCUGUGGACAGUUGCUGACGUCAUUGAUCAGAAAAAGGAGGCCCAUGGGCAGCGAGUGACUUGUUUAGUGAAGAUAAAAUAAGCAGAUGCAUGUCAGAGCCGGGACUCACACCAGCAUCCUUUGUUGCCCCAUCAGUGUACUUAAUAGAGAAACAUGAACCAGAAGAUGCUGAAGUUGGAAAACCUGCUGCGAUUUCACACAAUUUGUAGGCAGCUGCCCAGCCUGGGACAAGGAAGAGCACCGGGGCAGUGGAGGCGUGUGUGUUCAUCCGGGUACCCGGCGUGGACAGCUCCCCUGGUCUCCCCACCCUGGCCAAGAGAUGCACUCCUCAGGGCUGCUUUCUCUCAGUACCGGCUUCUGGUAACGAAGAAGGAAGGAAAGCCACGGAAACCCCCUUCCUCCCUGAGCAAAUCUAGGAAGGAGGUGGAGGCUUGGCUCGGAAUGACUGUUGCGGAGAUGGCCAGGGCCAUGGACAAAGACAUAGAUUGUGUGUACGAAGCCUUACUGAACACUGCUGUCGACGUGGACGCGCUGGAGGCAAGCUCGCCCUUGGACGAGGGCUGCAUCAAGGAGGUGAUCAGGAAGACAGGCAUGAAGCUGAAGUGGAGCAAACUGAAGCAAGACAAGGUCCGGGAGAACAAGGACGCCGUGAGAAGGCCCCCGGCAGAUCCAGCUUUAUUAACCCCGAGGUCUCCAGUUGUUACCAUCAUGGGCCACGUGGAUCACGGGAAAACGACCUUACUUGACAAGCUUCGACAGACUCAAGUGGCAGCUGGGGAGGCCGGAGGCAUCACGCAGCACCUGGGCGCCUUUCUCGUCUCUCUGCCUUCUGGGGACAAGAUCACCUUCCUCGACACGCCGGGGCACGCUGCCUUCUCAGCAAUGAGAGCCCGAGGCGCACACGUCACCGACAUCGUCAUACUGGUUGUCGCCGCGGACGACGGGGUCAUGAAGCAGACCGUGGAAUCCAUCAGGCAUGCUCGGGACGCUCGAGUACCCAUCGUCCUUGCCAUCAACAAAUGUGACAAAGCUGAGGCUGAUCCGGAAAGAGUGAGAAAGGAGCUGCUGGCUUACGAAGUGGUGUGUGAGGACUAUGGUGGCGACGUUCAGUCGGUGGACAUCUCUGCGCUCACGGGCAGUAAUCUCACGGCCUUGGCAGAAGCCACCAUUGCACUUGCAGAAAUGUUAGAGCUGAAAGCAGAUCCCUGUGGUCCAGUGGAAGGGACAGUAGUGGAGUCUUUCACAGACAAAGGAAGAGGUCCAGUUACUACAGCUAUAAUUCAAAGAGGAACUUUGAGAAAAGGCUCGAUUCUGGUUGCUGGAAAGUGCUGGGCAAAAGUGCGCUCGAUGUUUGAUGAAAAUGGCAAAGUCCUCAGUGAGGCCUGUCCCAGCAUGCCCGUGGGAAUCAUAGGCUGGAGGGACCUUCCAUCGGCCGGAGAGGAAAUCCUUGAAGUAGAGUCUGAGACAAGGGCACGUGAAGUUGUCGACUGGAGAAAGUAUGAGCAGGAACAGGAGAAAAAUAAAGAUGAUCUGAAAAUAAUAGAGGAAAAGCGAAAGGAACAUCAAGAAGCACAUCGAAAAGACCGUGAUCAGUACGGCAGCUUGCACUGGAAGGAGCGGUCCUAUUUAAAGUACCAAGCAAAAAAAGAACACAAAGUCUUCAGGCCAAAAGAGAAAGUAGAAAGAGAUUCAAAUGUACUUCCUAUAAUCAUUAAAGGUGAUGUUGAUGGUUCUGUUGAAGCCAUUCUGGACCUUGUGGAUACCUAUGAUGCAUCACACGAGUGUAAACUAGACCUAGUACAUUUUGGAGUGGGUGAUAUCACUGAAAACGACGUUAACCUGGCCGGAACUUUUGGUGGUGUAAUAUAUGGCUUCAAUGUGAAUGCCAGCAAUGCUAUCCAGCAGUCAGCUGCAAAGAAACAAGUAAAGAUUAAACUUCACAAAAUAAUUUACCGGCUUGUUGAAGAUUUACAGGAAGAACUGAGUAUCAGACUGCCCUGCAUUGUGGAAGAGCACCCAGUAGGUGAGGCUUCUAUCCUAGCCACCUUCUCAGUGACAGAAGGGAAGAAAAAGGUUCCUGUGGCUGGCUGCAGAGUUCAUAAAGGACAGUUGGAAAAGAGAAAGAAAUUUAAAUUAAUCCGUAAUGGACAUGUCAUUUGGAAGGGUUCCUUAACCUCACUGAAACACCAUAAAGAUGACGUUUCAGUUAUCAAAACUGGUAUGGAUUGUGGUCUCAGUUUGGAUGAAGAAAACAUAGAAUUUAAAGUGGGAGAUGAGAUGGUUUGUUAUGAAGAAAAAGAAAUUCUAGCCAAAACUUCUUGGGAUCCAGGAUUUUAAAUUAAAAAAAAAAGAAAAAGAUUUAAUGUCUUUUAUUUAUAGAAGUCAAAGUAUUCACAUUGUUCUACCAAGUAGUAAUAUACACCAGAAAAUACUGCGCUACAGAGACAACCUGACUUGGGAAGUCCUCAGGCAGAAAUCAUGGAGUGGAGCAGCAAUGUAAUGAAGUGCAAUUGUAAAUCACUGUUAUCAACUUAACAGACCAGUAUUACCCAUUUCAGUAUGUACGGGUUGCAACUCAAUAUUAAAACGAAAAUCCUCACAACUGUAACAAGAGUUAAGAACACAAUAAAACAACCAAAACUCUCAA